Molecule: messenger RNA, 2397 nt
Organism: Mesitornis unicolor (brown roatelo)
Lineage: Eukaryota; Metazoa; Chordata; Aves; Mesitornithiformes; Mesitornithidae
Gene: MFHAS1
Product: malignant fibrous histiocytoma amplified sequence 1
Exons: 8
Coding region: 1-2397 (798 amino acids)
Molecular function (GO): protein binding
Source: RefSeq, a predicted model, not a curated record
AUGGCCCAGCCCAGAGCCUGUCAGGAGCAGGAGGAUGGUUUGCGUGAAGUGGUUCUGUCUAUCCAGAGGCUGCGUGUGCUGCCUCCAGCAGUCCUGAACAACCCCAGGCUGGAAAUCCUUGACCUCGACAGGAACAAGCUCAGGAACGUCACUGGCAUUUCUAAGCUUUGCAACCUGAAGAAGCUGAUACUGUCCAAGAAUGAGAUUGUGGACUUUCCCAGUGAAAUCCAGAGCCUGGUCUGUUUAGAGAGGCUUGAGCUGAAUCAGAACCAAAUCAGAGUCAUCCCAGAGGGGGUUUUCUCUCAUCUCUCUAGGCUUAAACACCUGCGGCUGAACAACAACCACCUCGGUGCCCUCCCCAGGGACCUGGCAGCUUGUCGAGGCAGCCUCCAGUACCUCAACAUCUCCAACAACUUGUUCCGGACCUUCCCCCAGCCGGUCCUGCAGCUGGCACAGCUACAGGAGCUACAUGUGCAGAAUAAUGCCCUUCGCCAGCUCCCCAAGGAGCUCUUCCAGGGGCAAUCCCUGAAAACAUUCAAGGCCAAUGGGAACCCUCUCCGGGAGCCGCCCAGUGAAGUGUGCGCUGGGGGCAUCCGGCAGAUCCGGAAUUACUUCAACCAGCUCCAGAGUGGUGCGGGGCAGGAGGACAAGAGGGUCAAGACCAUGUUCCUGGGGGCCUCGCUGGCAGGGAAGUCUACCAUCUGCAAAAGCCUGAAGCAAGGGCAAACCAAACUGGUGCCCAAGGAAGAGCGAACAGUUGGGAUAGAGAUCAGCGAGUUCAGGAUUGAGGACUUCACGUUUCUCUUCUGGGAUUUCGCUGGUCAGCUGGAGUACUACAUGACUCACCACGUGUUCAUCACCCCCCAGGCACUUGUCAUCCUUGUCAUCAAUCUGCACAUGUACCAAACUAAUGACAAGACUUUCAAAGAGCUUGUCGGUUUCUGGAUCAACAAUCUGUCCAUGCGAGUCCCAAACUCAGUGGUGCUUCCUGUGGGAACGCAUGUGGAUUGCUGCCAGGAGGAGGAGGUGGAGGAGAAGAGGCGAGACAUCAUGGCCAAGAUAACAGCCAUGAUGGCAGAGAGAAAAAGCAACCUUGCUCACUUCAUCGACAACCUGGAGGGCAGCGAGGAGCCUGAGUUUUACGUGGACCAGUGGGAGAGGCUGAAGGAGAUGGAGAGCUGCACGUUGACCAUCUUAAACGUAGUUGCUGUCAACUGCACGGAUCACCAUGACAUCAAAAAACUUGAGGCUGCUAUUCUGAAGCAUGUGAAGAACGAGGAACUCUUCCCCGAGGUCACUCGAGUGCUGCCCCCCGUCUACAGGCAGGUGGAAGGAGCCAUCGUGGAUAUCGCACAGAGCGAGGAGAUGGCAGGCCAUGGCAUGAUGGACCUGCAGUACCUACUCAGCAAACUCUCCCAGCAUGAGCACCUGUCCAACCUGGGCAGAGAGCUUCUCCAGGACAUCUUGCGGUACCUGCACCGCGUCGGGCUUGUUGUGUGGUAUGAGGAAAUCGAGCACCUGGAAAGCACUGUUUUUCUCCAGCCUACCUUCCUGAUAACUAUGUUCAAGCUCCUUGUGAGGUACCGCCUUGUCCAGCAGCUCGAGAGCAUCUCUGUGGACACAUUGAUUGGGGAGCAUGCCACUAUCAGGGACAGGUCCAACUGGGUGUGGACCUUCAAGUCAAAGGCAAUGCUGUGCCACCAGGCCGUGCGUGCGUUGGUGAAGCACCAGCUCUGUUUGGAAGGGAUGCAGGACAUGUUUGAGGAAAUCAUGGGGCACAGGCCCCACAGAGGGAGAGGGAAGCUCUUCAGCCUCCUGGAGCACUUUGAGCUCUGCCUGGAGGUGAGGCAAGCCGAAGCGCUCAACCCACAGGCCAGUGAGUUUGUGCCCGGAAAGCCAUGGGAGACAAAACGGGGCCAAGGCGAUUCCUGGUAUUUGUUCCCAACCUAUCUGAACCAGACUGAAGAGGUGUCUGAGGUGUGGGGAGGAGAUCACCCUGAGGACCUCCACAUCCGCGGCUACUUCUCACCUGAGAUACCUGAGGGUUUCUUCCAGCGGUUCCUGGUGAAAACUUGCUCCUUCUACUCCACACACUGGGUGGCCAAAGCGACCUGCCUGCUCAUAUGUAAUGGCAAACCUCUGCUGAUCAAAGAGAAUAACCAGAGGGCCUACAGCUACCUGGAGCUCCGGUGCAGAAAGCCAUCAGAAAGGACAGGUUUCCGGUUUGCCUGGGACUUCCUCCUGGCAGUUGUGUUCAUCAUCCACAAGCUCGCUGAGGCCUGGCCGGGGCUGCACGUGUGCGUGAAGACCCCCUGCCGAACAGCCGGCUGUCCUGCAGAGCUCAUCUGGCCAGACGUGGAUGGUGCAAAUGCCACGUACGUGUGCGUCGAGGGCUAG